AAGUAUUUCGCCAACCACGAACAAAUUACUCAAACUCGAGCUAAGGCUUUUAGCUAUUAGUUGAUUUGUGACAGUGCAUGAAAAGUUGAAGAAAAUGUCUGCUUGCACCAUUCAGGUGGUAUUUUUUUGUCGAUUGUAUAGAAUCUAAAACAAAUUAUAGCAGUGGAAUACAGGAUUUUUUUUGUAACAUAAAGCUUGAUGCAGUGUCUUCGUUUUUUGGACUGGAUAUAGGAUAGGUGCACAUGAUUUUUUACGCUUAAAGGAAUCGUGAAACGUCAAUUCAAGUUGUGCGAGUAGUAUAAUUGUUUGGAUAUUAACGAGGUAACAUACGAUGACACUUCAGGACAGAUAAGAAACGUUUCAGCAGUGAUAAUAGUGUGUGUGCAAUAAUUUAAAAAAUAUAUUAAAGAUGUUUGCCAAUUUUGGGAUGAUACUGUUGUUAACCUACAGUUGCCGACUCAAUUGUCAUACGGAAGAACACCAACGUGAUUCCACACAGCCAAGUGUUAGAUAGGCGGGGGAUAACCUAGAGAAUGAUGUUUUGUACACGAAUUCGUAAACAAGUUGUUUUUGAUACGAGUGUGUGAAUAAUAGCAACAAAACGAUGAAUAAUGAGAAGUUGCAGCUUAAAGUGAAAUCUGUGAAACUAACAGCAAAAAAAAAACGUGAAAAUCAAAUCUCUAGUUGAAAAGUGCAUAAGAAAAAGCACCGUUUUUAGUGAACAAAAUUGCAGUGUGAAGAUAAAAGGCGCAAUGGGUUUAUCAUUUAAUUUUGACUUCUGGUCAAAUCCAGACGAUACAACGGAGGUGACAUUUUUCCUGCCAAAUGGAGUUCUAAUCAUUCUUAAGUACUCUAUUUAUGCUACACUACAAGAUCUCAAAGCGGAUGUGUGGGAAGAAGCAGAACGUUACCCAUUGUACUGUCACCUCGGUGAUAAGUCAAUGUACUUCUUCAGCACCUUAAGCAGCACAAAUAAUGACAACAGCUACGAACUGAACGAUGAAACUAAACGAUUGAUUGACGUACAGCCGGUGUUCGGCAUAUUUCGUUUUGUAGAAAAACAAGUUUCUGUGAAUAACAAGCUGAUAAACAACAUUACAACACUACUGGGUAAAACACUUUCGGAAAAGACGCUAAAGAACCCAGAAGUGAAUGACUUUCGAACGAAAAUGAGUUGUAUCGGAGAGGAGGUCGCCAACAAGCGGGCGCUCAUGAAUCGAAUGGAACGUAUAGCUUAUCAAUAUCCUCCAAAACUAGUCAACAGCGCGCAUAUCCCAGAAGUAGUGAAAAAGCGGAUAACGAAUGGGGAUUUUUGUGUUGUGGCAAAGAGCGCUGAUAUGCAGGUUACCGUCAAAAUUCCGUGCAAAGCAACACCUGAUGAAGUGAUAAAACGAAUUCUCGAGAAAAAACAAAUAUCCGCCAACACGCGGAACGAAAACAGUUCUGAUUUCAUUCUCAAAGUCUGCGGUAGAGAAGAGUACAUGUUUGGUGAUCACCCGAUUAUAAAUUUCCAAUAUGUGCAGGAUUCACUCUCACGCGAAGAAACACCUACAUUCGUGCCAAAAUUACUACGAAAUGUGGAAGUAUUCAAAGACAACAUCUACGAAAUUCCUGAAGACAUUACACAAAGAUCUAACAGUACCGGUAGUAAGCAUCCAUCGCAUACACUAAGAAAAGUUAAGUAUAUCACUAGUUGGGAUAUUGAAGAAGAGUUUCAGUGUACAGUUCAUGGUAUAGCAGAUCUUAAUUGCGACGUGAAUCGAAAUGUAGAAGUAGGAAUUCAGUUGGGAUUGUUCCAUGGUGGAAAAUCGCUAUGCAAGCCUAUGAAAACAAAACUAGUUUCUUUAAACAACGGUAAAGCUGUUUGGGAGGAAACUAUUGUGUUCGCUAUGAAGGUGAAAAAUGUUCCACGAAUGGCAAGGUUGUGCCUAGUGAUUUAUGAGAAUGUACGAACCGCGAAAGGAAUUGGUGUUCGACCGCGCCGAACGAAAGACGGUUUCAUGAACCCUAUUGCUUGGAUUAACACAAUGCUAUACGACUACAAACAUCAGUUGAAAGCGGGAGCAGUCACACUCUACACAUGGACGUACGCAGAAGAUUUACAAUCAGAAGACGUCCUUCAUCCUCUUGGUACGGUAGAACCUAACCCGCGACGAGAUGAAUGUUCCUCCAUCAUUCUAAGUUUUCACAACUAUAACGAGGAAAACAAAAUCAUAGUAUAUCCCUCGGAAGAUCAACUUCUUGAUCACGCGACCAAGAUGAGACGAAUAAACAGGAAUCUAAAUCGUGAUAGUGCCGAGGAGGUACGGCCAAUCAAAGAAAUUCUUAUGCAGUACAUGCACAACGAGCGGCUCAACGAUAUUCAUGAACAGGAUCGUAAUGCAAUUUGGGCGAAACGACGAGAGUGUAUGAUGCUUGAGCCAGAUGGAUUACCAUGUUUAUUGUACUGUGUUGAAUGGAAUAAUCGAAAUGAGGUAGCCGAAAUUACGUCGCUUUUACAAGAGUGGCCCUUACUACCCGUGGAACGGGCGCUCGAAUUGCUAGAUUAUGCGUACGCUGAUCAGUAUGUCCGACGUUAUGCCGUUAAAUGUCUGCGCACGAUACAAGACAGUGAAUUACUGCUUUAUCUGUUGCAAUUGGUGCAAGCGAUGAAGCACGAGUCUUAUCUAUAUUGUGAUCUAGUUGACUUUCUAUUAUCGCGGUCCCGUAACAAUCAACACAUCGGACAUUUUUUCUUUUGGCAUUUGCGGUCGGAGAUUCAGGUUCCUUCUGUUCAAGUUCGUUUUGGAUUAAUCUUAGAGGCAUACUUGAAAGGUAGUCAAGAACAUGUAGCGAUUCUGCUGAAACAAAUGCAAUGCCUGCGGAAACUGCAACAAAGCUCAGAGCUGGUAAAAAAAGGUAGUAAAGAGAAGGGAAAAUCGCUAUUGAUAGAAUACUUACAAGAAAGGUCGGUUGCUGAAGCAUUGUCCGAUGUUAUAAGUCCACUGAAUCCAAGUUUUCGGUGCAAAGCUGUACGAUCUGAAAAGUGUAAGGUGAUGGAUUCGAAAAUGCGACCUUUAUGGAUUGUAUACCAAAACUUUGAUAUCAACGGAGAUGAUAUAAAUAUGAUUUUCAAAAACGGUGAUGAUCUUCGUCAAGAUAUGCUUACGUUGCAGAUGUUGCGAAUUAUGGAUCGAAUUUGGAAAAGUCAUGGGUACGAUUUUCGUAUGAAUCCAUAUAGUUGCAUAAGCACAGAUCGACGAUUAGGAAUUAUCGAAGUAGUGCUAAAUGCUGAAACCAUUGCAAAUAUUCAGAAAGAAAAAGGUAUGUUCUCAGCUACAUCUCCCUUCAAAAAAGGAUCUCUACUAGCGUGGCUAAAGGAACAUAAUACAACUGAAGAAAUGCAAGCAAAAGCGGUUCAAGAAUUUACACUAAGUUGUGCUGGAUAUUGUGUUGCAACGUAUGUGCUUGGGGUGGCUGAUCGGCAUUCAGAUAACAUUAUGGUGAAAAAGACUGGUCAGUUGUUUCAUAUUGACUUUGGACACAUCCUAGGUCAUUUCAAGGAGAAGUUUGGUUUUCGCCGAGAACGAGUACCAUUCGUACUGACACACGAUUUUGUGUAUGUAAUCAACAAGGGCCGUACCGAUCGAGAAGCGCAAGAAUUCAGACAGUUCCAGCAUCUUUGCGAAGAAGCAUUUUUAAUUUUAAGAAAGCACGGAUGCUUAAUUUUAUCACUUUUUGCCAUGAUGAUCUCUACUGGGCUACCAGAACUAUCGUCCGAAAAGGAUUUAAAUUAUUUGCGUGAAACUCUGGUACUCGAUAGGCCAGAAUCUGAAGCACGUGAACAUUUCAGAUCAAAGUUCAGCGAAGCGUUAGCGAACUCCUGGAAAACAUCACUUAAUUGGGCAUCGCAUAAUUUUUCUAAAAACAACAAACAGUGACAGUUUCGUUACAAUCUUACUAUAUAAAAAUUGGCGCAAUGUGUUCUAAAAUGCACUGUUAAAUCAUACGUUACUGAGCAUUGGACCAUCCAGUGGUCAAUCUGUUAAAAUCACGUGGAUGGCAUCUUGAUUGCAAAGUCGCCAACUGAAAGCUUUCAUUUUCAGUCUCAUUUGCGUGAAUAUGUGAAAUCUCGCAUUUUGUUGCUCAUAUCUCGUUUGCCUCGACUAAUCGCCAGGUUGCGAACAUUGAACACUAGCGCAAGCAGGGCUACCUAGUUGUUUUACCACUAAUAUUAUUGCUCUUUUAUGACACUCGUUAUACCUGUCUGAAAAUAUGUAUAGAUAUAUGAUAAAAUAGCCAAUAUUUAAAUACAAAUAUUCAGACUUAUACCCGUUUAGUGUGCUCCUAAAUCAUUAACGAGUCGAAGAAAAGCGCGAAUAGAAUAAGUAGGUUGCUGAUUUUUUGUAGCUGGUAUUAGGAUUUUCAAAUUUUAAUUUUGUAUAGUUAGUUUAUUAUGUUUAAAAAAGGAGAGAGAUAAACAUCGUGCAUUAGUAAAUCAUAGCUACUUUUUCAUUGGGGUGGAGCGGUUAGAAGUUUUGAAUAAAUUAUCCCCACAAUAGAUAUUAAAUCAAAUAACAUUGUAAUAACUUAAUAACAGCGAUGCAAGGACUGAUAAAAACGCAUACGUAUAUUUAUUUUCUUGCAAGUGCUGAAUAAAUAAUGAAGGUAAAUUAAAUUGAAUUCAGUCUUACUAGCAAAUUGAGUGUCACAAUUUAACUAGUAAUGAAUUUAAACCUUAGCAGUAAUUUAAAGAAAUCUUACUUUGGCCUAUUAGCACAGUAUCUUUAGAAAAUAUAUAAACAGAUAUUGGCGAAACGCAGUAUAUCUUAUAUUACCAUAUUUCGCUCUAUUGAAAAUAGUAAACAACUCUUAUCGAAGAAUUCGAAUAA
This is a messenger RNA of Wyeomyia smithii (pitcher-plant mosquito), 4871 nucleotides long. RefSeq names its product phosphatidylinositol 4,5-bisphosphate 3-kinase catalytic subunit beta isoform (gene Pi3K92E). Gene Ontology annotation, cellular component: cytoplasm; plasma membrane; phosphatidylinositol 3-kinase complex. Bases 753 to 3920 code for a protein of 1055 amino acids. Lineage: Eukaryota; Metazoa; Arthropoda; Insecta; Diptera; Culicidae. Gene Ontology annotation, molecular function: 1-phosphatidylinositol-3-kinase activity; 1-phosphatidylinositol-4-phosphate 3-kinase activity. The record is from RefSeq and is a predicted model, not a curated record. Gene Ontology annotation, biological process: phosphatidylinositol 3-kinase/protein kinase B signal transduction; cell migration; phosphatidylinositol-mediated signaling. The transcript is spliced from 7 exons.